AUGUUGGAAAAAAGGGCUGAUGAUGGCUCAGUCACGAUGGAGUUGCAGAACGCGCAGUCUUUCUACGAGGUCGAGGUCCAGAUAGGGUCCAAUAACCAGACGUUGGGGGUUCUGGUCGACACCGGUUCCUCGGACAUGUGGGUGAUGAACUCGAAUAACUCUUACUGUUCCUCCUCCAGCAGUAAAAAGGUGAAACGGGCCGGCUCGGCAGAUGUGCCAAAAAGAGGACGUGAUCUUUCCAGCUUGUACAAUUUCAACUCUCGAAAGGACGAUAACAACGCAAAAGCACUGCUUGGUGGCUGGGGAGACAUGACCACCACAGAGAUCGCAACCCAGGACGAGACUCAGACGGCUUCCGCUGCGCAGGCCACCCUUGACUGCUCGCAGUACGGAACGUUCGAUCCUUCUGAGUCCACGUCGUUCCACAACAACGGAACCACGUUUGAGAUCUCGUAUCAGGACAACUCGUUUGCUUAUGGAACCUGGGGCUACGACGACGUCACUUUCAACGGGGUCACCGUCAACGAUCUCUCGCUGGCCGUGGCCGACGAAACGAAUUCCGAAAUGGGUGUUCUGGGGAUUGGAUUUAGAGAAUUGGAAACCACAUACUCAGGAGGCGGCUCGCAGCAUUACGUUUACGACAACCUGCCCUUCAAAAUGGUUGAUCAGGGACUCGUCGGAAGAGCCGCUUACUCUGUCUAUCUGAAUUCCUCUGAUGCCAGCACCGCUUCGAUCCUCUUUGGGGCGGUCGACCACAGCAAAUACAGUGGAGACCUUGUUCUGGUUCCUAUCAUCAACUCGGCUGUUUCUCUCGGCUACCAGAAACCAAUCAAGCUCGAAAUCACCCUGUCUGCCAUCACAGUCAGCAACUCCAACGGACAGCAAGCCAGCAUUGGCUCAGGUGCUGCCGCUGCUCUUUUCGAUACCGGAACGACUCUGACUUAUGCUCCAAGCGACAUCAUCGAGCAGAUCGCCGAGAGCCUCGAUUUCGACUACAGCAGCUCUGUCGGGGCCUACGUGGCGAAAUGCAGCUCUGUCGAGAGCUACUCUAUCAACUUCGACUUCCAAGGUAAAGUAAUAGAGGCUCCUUUGAGUUCCUUCCUUGUUGCUCUGCAAACCACCUCCGGACAGAUUUCCUCCUACUGCGCAUUGGGUAUUUUCUCCUCCGGAGACGAAUCCUUUACGCUCGGAGACUCUUUCCUGCAAAACGUCUACUUUGUGGCUGACCUCGAGGGAUACCAAAUGGCUAUAGCCGACGUAAACCUGAGUCCUGGAGACGAGCAAAUUGAGGCCAUUUCAGGCGACUCUAUUCCGUCCGCUUCGUCGGUUUCCGAUUACUCCAGCACCUGGGGCGCCUCUGCCACCGCUCUGGAUACCGGCAAAUCUACCUCUCUGGGAUCGGUGACUGCAGUGACCACCGGAAAAGUGACCUCGUCUAUGAAAGCAGAGUCGGGUGUGGCAACAGACACUUCGGCCGGGUCUGGGUCAACGUCGUCGUCUUCCGGCUCCAGCUCGGGCUCCAGCAAAGCCUCGAAGGCGGUGAGUUUCAGUUUCGGUGCCGUUUUGUGCGCAUUCGUGGUUUCUGUACUAGUUAUUGGCUAG
This is a messenger RNA of Ogataea angusta, 1602 nucleotides long. RefSeq lists its product as uncharacterized. Gene Ontology annotation, molecular function: aspartic-type endopeptidase activity. Bases 1 to 1602 code for a protein of 533 amino acids. The transcript has a single exon. Gene Ontology annotation, biological process: proteolysis. The record is from RefSeq and is a predicted model, not a curated record. NCBI's taxonomy places the organism in Eukaryota, Fungi, Ascomycota, Pichiomycetes, Pichiales, Pichiaceae.